This is a messenger RNA of Drosophila subpulchrella, 578 nucleotides long. RefSeq lists its product as uncharacterized. Bases 43 to 417 code for a protein of 124 amino acids. NCBI's taxonomy places the organism in Eukaryota, Metazoa, Arthropoda, Insecta, Diptera, Drosophilidae. The record is from RefSeq and is a predicted model, not a curated record. The transcript has 2 exons.
AACAGACUGACAGGGAGUUAUGGGUUCAGUAUCAGAUUAAAAAUGCAACCGAGUAUUAUUUUUCUCCUUGGCUGUUUUGCCUUCGCUAAUUCUUUUAGCAUCGACCUGGGAUUUUUAAACCCUUUGCGGAUACCUGGAGAAUCUGCAGUGGAUGCUAGCUUAUGUAAACCUAUAGUGAGAAUAAAUACGGAAAGGGAUUCCUUUCAACCUAAUAGUAUGACUAACAAUCCAGGAGACGUCACUACGAGAAGGUUUUUGGUACCCUUACCGACUCUUGCACCAUCUUCCACCUCAACCACAACUCGAAUAUACGAUAAAAAUUUUCCAAACCCAAUGGUUGAUUGUGACCCCGUUCCCAUAAGUGUUGGACGACAGUUGGGUACGAACCUUUUAGGAAUAUUCCAAACCUUAGGCUAGCAGAUUCUACUAACCAGUUUUAAAGGAUACACAAAUAAAGCUUAUAGAUGGUUUAUAAUUCUUGUUUGAUUAGCUUUCCCCAAGUGUAAUGAAUCGGGCAAUCUGAACGCGAUUUUACUAUAAACUAUUAAAGUUAAACUCAGGAUUGCUAAAUAUCUUAA